Miscanthus lutarioriparius is the source of this 702-nucleotide messenger RNA. The record is from the annotation of a GenBank genome assembly. Lineage: Eukaryota; Viridiplantae; Streptophyta; Magnoliopsida; Poales; Poaceae.
AUGUUUUUCAUUCAUCUCCUGCUAGUCAAGAUCAUGCUUAAACUCCUCGGACAGGAAGCCGAUUCCUUUGGCAAGAGGGCCGAGAUGUAUUACCACACCAGACCAGAGGUGAUAAGCCAUGUGGAGCAACUCUACAGAGCUUACAGAGCUCUCGUCGAACGCUAUGACCACAUAUCCAAGGAGCUCCAUAAGGCCAACCACACCAUUGCUACUGCUUGUCCAGAAGAGGUACAGUAUGCAAUGUUAGAAGAGGAGGAUCAUGAUUUCCCCAAAACAAUCACACCAAUUAACUCGCACAAGGUACACAAGUCCACGGUCCAAGAGAUUCUCAACGCAAAGAGACAAGGUCCGUCAGGGUGGAACAAGCUACCCUCCGAUCCACACAUAAGCACCGAGGAGGCGCGAGAAGAGAUCGGCAGACUUCAGAAAGCUAUACUUGUUCUGCAAACCGAGAAAGAGUAUGUUAAGAGUUCUUACGAGAGUGGUAUUGCUCGGUACUGGGAGAUCGAGAAGCUGAUUGCAGAUACACAAAAGGAAAUCUGUGUUAUUCAGGACAAAUUUGAUGCACAUGGAGCCAUCGGUGAUGAUGAAGCCCGUGUCUUGAUGACAAUAACAGCUCUUAGAUCUUGUCAGGGAACCAUUUCUAAGCUUGUACGUCAUUUUGAGGAGUUGAUCAGGCUUGCAGCCGUGGAGUUGGAAUAA